This is a messenger RNA of Sipha flava (yellow sugarcane aphid), 780 nucleotides long. RefSeq lists its product as uncharacterized. The transcript is spliced from 3 exons. Gene Ontology annotation, molecular function: nucleic acid binding. The record is from RefSeq and is a predicted model, not a curated record. Lineage: Eukaryota; Metazoa; Arthropoda; Insecta; Hemiptera; Aphididae. The coding region runs from base 1 to 780 and encodes 259 amino acids.
AUGGAAUCAAAGUUUUAUGGUCUGACCAGAAAUGACAUUAAACGAUUAGCUUACCAGCUUGCUGUAAAAAACAAAAUUGAACAUCCAUUUAGUGGUGAAUCAAUGAUGGAUGGUAGGUGUUGGUUAGAUCGAUUUUUAAAUCAACAAAAACAUGUUAUAUCCAUUAGAAAACCUUGCGGAACAUCUUUUUCGAGAGCUUUAGGAUAUGAGACUGGUUUGACUGUAGUUCAAAGUAAAAUAUCAAAAGUAAUUGGUUUAAAAGGUAAACGUCAAAUUUCAUCUUUGACCUCAGCAGAAAGAGGAGGUCUUAUAACCAUAGUAGCAGCUAUGAGUGCUGGAGGUACUUUUAUCCUACCAUACUUGAAUCAACAACUCAUGAAGGGUGCUCCUGCUGGUGCUAUUGGUGUUUGUCAUCCUAUAUUAGAUGGUCAUUACAGUCAUACACGAAAUUUAGAAAUUAUAGAAAAGGCUAGAGACAAUUUUAUAACUCUAAUUUGUUUACCUCCACACACAACACACAAAUUGCAGCCACUUGACAAAACAUUUAUGGGGGCUUUAAAAUCAUAUUACAGUGAACAAAUACGUUUGUGGAUCCGUCAAAACAAUAGACAACUUACUCCUUUUGAUAUCGCCGAGUUAUUUGGUAAAGCAUAUUUAAAAGUUCAAACUGGGGAAAUUAUAGUGAAUGGUUUCCGAGAAACUGGAAUUUAUCCUCUAGAAAGAAGUAUUUUUAGUGAUUCAGAUUUUAUAGCAGCCGAAAUAGAUGCAUCUAAAAGAUGA